Molecule: messenger RNA, 822 nt
Organism: Nymphalis io (European peacock)
Lineage: Eukaryota; Metazoa; Arthropoda; Insecta; Lepidoptera; Nymphalidae
Product: 15-hydroxyprostaglandin dehydrogenase [NAD(+)]-like
Exons: 5
Coding region: 19-819 (266 amino acids)
Cellular component (GO): cytoplasm
Molecular function (GO): oxidoreductase activity, acting on the CH-OH group of donors, NAD or NADP as acceptor
Source: RefSeq, a predicted model, not a curated record
GUUAGUCGUGUCAUAAUCAUGUUUGAGCUGAAUGAUAAAGUGGUAAUAAUAACCGGUGGUGGAAAUGGUAUCGGGGCGGCCAUCGCUCAUCAAAUGCUAGAGGAAGGAGUCAAGUUUGUGGCGAUAUUGGAUAUUGAUGAAAUUUCCGGUAAUGCAUUGGAGAAGACAUUAGCAGAAAAGUAUCGUAAAGAUAAAGUGAGGUUUAUGAGAUGUGACGUCACGAAGGAGGAAGAACUCAAUGCUGCCUUCGAUGACACAUUGCAAGGACAUGGUUAUAUUGAUAUCGUCGUUAACAACGCUGGUAUAGCGAAUGAUGAGAUUCAUCGGAAGGAAAUUGAAAUCAAUUUUACUGCCGUCGUGACAAGUUCUCUAAAAGCAUUGGAGUUAAUGCGACAAGACAAAGGUGGCAAUGGAGGUACCAUUAUAAAUGUGUCAUCCGUUAGCGCUCUGGCUUUAUUGUCACCGACAGUGUUCGUGUAUGGUGCAACCAAAGCUGCGAUUCUUCAUUUCACUUCAAGCAUUGGGAAAGAUGCGUAUUAUGCGAAGACAAAAGUUCGCACAAUAACUAUAUGUUUUGGUGCCACAGAAACUGAUAUGGUAUCGAAAGUAAUCAGCUUUGACGAGACAUUAACAAAAAAUAUGCACGAAAUAAUAAAGUACGAUCCUAUACAAACAGCCGAGCAAGCUGCGCAAGGCGCUGUUGUUGCAUUUAAAACUGGUAGAAGUGGCAGUGUAUGGCUUGUGUGGUGUAAAGUUGAAGAUAUUACAAAUAGAGUGGACAAAGCUUAUGAAAUGAUGGCUGGAGAUAUUUUUAUUUAAAGA